Molecule: messenger RNA, 5920 nt
Organism: Miniopterus natalensis
Lineage: Eukaryota; Metazoa; Chordata; Mammalia; Chiroptera; Miniopteridae
Gene: CDK5RAP2
Product: CDK5 regulatory subunit associated protein 2
Biological process (GO): negative regulation of centriole replication; centriole replication; microtubule bundle formation
Cellular component (GO): mitotic spindle pole; microtubule plus-end; pericentriolar material
Molecular function (GO): gamma-tubulin binding; microtubule binding
Source: RefSeq, a predicted model, not a curated record
GGCGGCUGUGGUUUGAAUUCCAGCGGCGGCGCCGCCUGAGUCCGAACAAGAGCGGGAUUGGAGGGGGCGGGGACCUGGAGAGCCGGGCAGGUCGCGACCGCAGGGGUACCAGUGGUGCCGCCACCACAGACCCCAAUGCCACCACGUCCUCUGUGUCCGUGAUGGACUCGGUUUUGGAAGAGGACGUCACCCUCCCUGGGACUCUCAGCGGCUGCAGUGGCCUUGUUCCCAAGUUACCAGAUGACCUGGAAGGCAUCAGCCCCAUUGCCGGUUUGGGAAAUGGUGUGCUCCCAAAGGUGUCAGAAGAAACGGUGUCUCCCACCAGAGCACGGAACAUGAAGGACUUUGAAAAUCAAAUCACUGAACUGAAGAAAGAAAACUUUAACCUAAAACUUCGCAUCUAUUUCCUUGAGGAAAGAAUGCAACAGGAAUUUGAUGGCCCCACAGAACACAUCUAUAAAACUAAUAUCGAGCUCAAGGUGGAAGUAGAAAGUCUGAAGCGUGAGCUCCAAGAGAGAGAGCAGCUGCUCAUCAAAGCCUCCAAAGCAGUUGAGAGCCUCGCUGAGGGGGGUGACUCUGAAGUUCGGCGGGUGAAAGAGGAUGCUGAGAAGAAGGUGCAGCAGGUCGAAGAUCGCCUGACCAAAAGACUAUUCCUCCUGGAAGAGGAUGUGAAAGCUGCCCAAGCAGAACUGGAAAAGGCCUUUGCAGGGACAGAAACGGAGAAGGCUCUUCGAUUGAGUUUGGAAAGCAAGCUUUCAGAGAUGAAGAAGAUGCACGAGGGGGACUUGAACAUGGCUGUGGUCCUGGAAGAGAAAGACAGACUGAUUGAGGAGUUGAAGCUGUCUUUGAAGAGCAAAGAAGCUUUAAUUCAGUGCCUUAAAGAGGAGAAAUCUCAGAUGGUGUCUCCUGAUGAGAACGUGUCAUCUGGAGAGCUCCGAGGACUUUCUGCUGCUCUGAGGGAAGAAAAGGGGAGAGAAACUGAGGCUACACAAAUGGAGCGCCAGACGGAGAGAAAUCGCUUUGAAGAGAGGAUCCAGGCACUUCAGGAGGACCUGAGAGAGAAGGAAAGAGAAAUUGCUACAGAAAAGAAAAAUAGUUUAAAGAGAGAUAAAGCCAUCCAGGGUCUAACCAUGGCAUUAAAGUCAAAGGAAAAAGAGGUUGAAGAACUUAACUCUGAAGUUGAAGAGCUCAAGGCUGCCUUCGCCGAAGCCAGAGAGGCCAGCCAACAAACAGAGACCCAGACAUUCCAGGGGCCUGAAGGUUAUGAAGCUGCUCUGUUAGAAAAGGCAGCCUGUUUGGCCGAGCUGCACUCAGAAAACCUCACCAAGAGUACAGAGAACCACAGACUGCGUAGGAACAUUAAGAAGGUCACCCAGGAGCUGAGUGACUUGCAGCAGGAGAAGGAGAGACUAGAGAAGGAGCUGGAGGCAGCACAUCGAGAAAAGAGUAAAGGAGACUGCACUAUUCACGACCUUAGAAGUGAAGUUGAGAAAUUACGCAAUGAAGUGAAUGAAAGAGAGAAAACAGUGGAGAAUCGAUAUAAGAGUCUGUUGAGUGAAAGUAAUAAAAAAUCACACAGUCAAGAGCAGUUAAUCAGACAUCUAACAGAAAGUUCCAAUCAAAGGGGCAAGGACUUGUUGCUUCAGAAAUUCAAUGAAAAAGAUUCGGAAGCAAUACAGCAGAAUCGUUAUUUAAUGACUGCAGAGGAUCUCAAGUUCAGGAAUGAAGACUUAAUAACAGAAAAGUGCUCUUUUCAACAGUCACCAGGCAGCAGAAUCAUCUUCUCUGAGGUAAAGCAACAAUUAGACUAUGAAGAGCUGAUGAAGGUCUUAAAGAAAGAGCAGGACAUCUAUACCCACCUGGUAAAAUCCCUGCAGGACUCGGACAGUGUCAGCAAGCUGCAGGCUGAGUUAAAAACCAUCUUUGCCCUGCGCAAGCAGCUGGAGCGAGAUGUGCUCGCCUACCGGAAUCUGCAAAAAAUGCUGGAGGAGCAGAUCAGCGAAAUUCGGAGGCGGGAAGCCGAAGAACCUUUUUCAUUUUAUAGUGAUCAAACAUCUUAUCUAAGUAUUUGCCUUGAAGAGCAUAAUCAGUUUCAAGUGGACCAUUUUUCUCAAGAAGAUCUUAAGAAAAAGGUCAGUGACCUCAUACAGCUAGUGAAGGAACUGUAUACAGACAACCAGCACCUGAAGAAAACCAUCUUUGAUCUCUCCUGCAUGGGUUUCCAGGGGGAUGACAGACUGGAGUCAACAGAACAAGCAGAGCUUCCCGUUAGCAAGGAGGAUGACGACACCAUCAAAAUCGGAGAGGAUGAUGAGGAUAAUAUCCUGAGUGACCAGCACUUGGAGCAGACUAGCAAGAUUUCUGAGGAUUAUCCCAAAGGGGGCUGCAAAAAUGGAUAUUUAAGGCACACAGAUUCCAGUAUUUCAGACUACGAUGGAGCCCACAAACCUGGCUGCCCUGGAGACCAGAGUCUAGAAGAAGGCGAGCUCAUGAACCUGCUUUCCCCUUUCUUCAAUGAGAAGGCCAUGCUGUUACUGGAAUCCAGGCCAGACCUUCUGAAAGUGCUACGUGAACUGCUUUUGGAACAAAUAUGCUUGCCAGAGCAGGAAGUUUCCGGAGAACACCUCGAUGGUGAAACUGAGAAGACACUUAAGCAGAUGGCUGUUCAGCUAAGAGGUGAACUCAGACAGUUCAUCCAAGCCAACUCAUUUUACAAGCCCCAUGAUGAACUGAAGUCGCCUGGGGGAGCCCAGCUAGUAAAGGCAGAUGAACCAUCCAAGGUGGAGCUAAAAGAUGCCUCAGUGCAGACCAUGGCCAUGGAGGGUGAUGCUCUCCAGUUCAAUCACAAAGGCCUGAGAAAGGCUUGGGAUGAGAUACCACCAGCUGCCGCAUUCAGCACGGAGCAUCAGCCUGAGAACUUGUGCGGGAUGCCAGGGCCACAGGCCUCUGCCCUCUCCUUCCCUCAUGGGACUGACAAAGAUGCUAAGAAGUCCCGCCUACCCAUCCUAAUAAAACCAUCCCAGUCAUUAGGAAGUGUAUAUCGGCUCCCGGCUGCACAGGAGGUGGUGGCCCAGCUGCAGGGCCAGAUCUUGGAGCUGCAGGGGGAGCUGAAGGAGUUUAAAAUUUGUAACAAGCAACUUCACCAAAAGUUAAUUCUGGCUGAAGCAAUGAUGGAGGGGAGCCCAGCGCCAGACAAAACACUACUGAAAGCCCAGCCCCUUGUGCGAGCAGCCUACCAGGAUAGCCCAGGAGAGCAAAAAGGAAUUAAAACCACGCCCUAUGUCUGGAGAAACGAGGAAAGGGACAAUAAUCAGCAAACCAGCUACAAGACCAACUCUGAACUUGACCAGCCCAAUGACCCUGCCAUCUUGCCAUCAUGCAAAGAGAAUCCUUUUGAAGAUUUUCAGGGCCCAACUUCAGUAGCUACUUACCUGAGUUCUAAGAGUCAGCUUUCCACUGAAGUCAGUCUGAUUGGAACCGAUCAGUCUAAGAACAUUGAUACCUCAAAUGAUACAGAAAACUUAAAACAGAAAAUCUAUGACUUGGAAACCGAACUCGAAGGCUACCGGAAUUUCGUAUUUCAGCUUCAAAAGCACUCCCAGUGCAGUGAGGCCAUUAUCACUGUUUUGUGUGGGACAGAAGGGGCCCAGGAUGGCUCCAACAAACCCAAGGGUGGUACUGAUGAAGAAGAAAUGACCUUUUCAAGUUUGCACCAAGUACAUUAUGUGAAACACAUGGAAGUCCUCAGUCCACUGUGCUCAGAGAUGACUGAUGGCAGGGUGGUGGAGAACUUUGAACAGCAGCUAGUAGAACAGGAAAGUGAGCUGCAGAAAGAGCAGAAUUUGAACAUGGAAUUUUUCAGUGAAAUCCAUGACCUGCAGAAUAAGUUCAGAGAUCUCUCGCCCUCAAGAUACAAUUCGUUAGUUCAGUCCCAAGCCAGGGAGCUCUCCCUUCAGCGGCAGCAGAUUAAGGAGAGCCAUGGCAUCUGUGUCAUUUAUCGUCAACACAUGAACACCAUGAUUAAGGCAUUUGAGGAGCUGCUGCAAGCCAGCGAUGUGGACUACUACGUGGCCAGGGGCUUCCAGGAACAGCUGAAUCAAUGUGCUGAGCUGCUCGAGAAAUUGGAAAAGCUGUUUCUCAACGGAAAAUCAGUAGGAGUGGAAAUGAGCACCCAGAGUGAACUGAUAGAGAGGGUUGGGGAAAACAGCUCAGCCUACCAACAUAUUCUACCUGAAUCUCCUGAGCGUUCAGCCUCUCAAGCAUUGUCCGACUGUGAAGUGUCCGAAAAGUCCUCCUCCUCACGAGACCAGAAGCAAGACAGUGAGACCAAGAAGAUGUCAGUUAUGGCAAACAACUUUUCUCAAGACCUACUAAUGGAACAUAUACAAGAAAUUCGAAGUUUGAGAAAACGCUUAGAAGAAUCUAUUAAGACAAAUGAGAAGCUACGGAGACAGUUGGAAUGGCAAGGGUCUGAAUUUGAUCAAGGUUCUUCAAACAAUUUUGUUUGUGGUUCAGAGCUGCAUAAUUCUCUGACAUCAGAAAUUCGUUUCCUGAGGAAGCAGAACCAGGCCCUCAAUACAAUGCUUGCUAAAGGAUCCAGAGAUAAACAGAAGGAGAAUGAAAAAUUACGAGCAUCCCUCUCCAGGAAGACUGUGAACCUUGAGCAGCUCCAGCGAGAGUUUGCCUGUGUGAAGGGAGAGAACGAACGGCUGCAGCAGGAGGCGGGCCAGAGGGAGCGGCACAACCAGCAGCUGCUCCAGGAGCUCUGUGCCAGCCGCAGCGAGCUUAGCAGGGUGCAGGAGGAGUUGAAACGGAGGCAGCAGCUGCUCUCACAGAACAACAAGCUGCUGCAGUCCCUGCGUGUGGAGCUGAAGGUGUAUGAGAAACUGGAUGCGGCAGAACACAGGAUUCCCAGAGAGUCCAGAGAAGAGGUGUUAGGAGAAGGCUGGAAGGGGCAGGACCCGCUCAGUGACCUGCAUGACCUCCUGACCGAGAUCCAGGCUCUGCGGGCACAGCUGGAAAGGAGCAUCGAUACCAACAGCACACUGCAGGGCAGGCUCGAGGAGCAGCUGGUGCAGGGUGGGAGGAAGGCUCAGGAAGCAGUGAUUGCUUCGGCUUUCCAAACCCUACCCAUGCCUGAGCUGCCCCUUCUGCUAGACAAACACGAUGGUGAUAGAUGUCCUGUGGCAAUUGAUAAUUCCGAUGAUCUGUUUGACUCCACCCUGGCGGUGUCCCCGAGAUCAGCAUCAGAUGCUCCUCCACUCUCUAGAAAUGACAUGGACUCCCUCUCCUGUGACAGUGGCAGCUCAGCCACCAGCACCCCAUGCAUGUCUCGCCUGGUCCCUGGCCAUCACCUGUGGGCCAGCAAGCAUGGCUGUCACAUCCUGGGCCUGAUUGAGGACUACGAUGCCCUGUGUAAGCAGAUUGGUCAGGGCCAGAAGCUCCUUGCCGAGAUGGACAUUCAGAUCCAAGAGGCUCCCAGCCCUUCAAGCCGAGAGCUGGGAACAAAGGGUCUCUACCCGGUGCCCCUGAGCAGGUUUGUCACCAGUGUAGGCAGAGCCAAGCUGAUCCUAGAAGAGGCUGCGAGGUUACUGACACUUCUCUGGAGGGUCUCUCUCCCCAUGGAUGGCCGGUACACAGUCCACUGUGAACAGACUGGAAAAAUGAAGGCAGAGAUCACCAAACUACAUAAAAAAUUAUUUGAACAAGAAAAGAAGUUGCAACACACCAUGAAGCUUUUGCAGAUGAGCAAGCACCAGGAAAAAGUCAUCUUUGAUCAGUUGGUCGUGACCCACAAAGUCCUCCGGAAGGCCCGGGGAAACCUGGAGCUGAGGCCUGGGGGUGCCCUCCCAGGAACGUGCAGCCCCAGCAGACCGGGCUCCUGAGAACAGUCAGACAAUAAAGCUUGUAGUUCCCACCA